This is a messenger RNA of Huiozyma naganishii CBS 8797, 2304 nucleotides long. RefSeq names its product 1-phosphatidylinositol-4-phosphate 5-kinase (gene MSS4). The record is from RefSeq and is a predicted model, not a curated record. The coding region runs from base 1 to 2304 and encodes 767 amino acids. The transcript has a single exon. Gene Ontology annotation, biological process: phosphatidylinositol metabolic process. Gene Ontology annotation, molecular function: phosphatidylinositol kinase activity. Lineage: Eukaryota; Fungi; Ascomycota; Saccharomycetes; Saccharomycetales; Saccharomycetaceae.
AUGAUGGACCAUUCCAAUGUCAAAGUGUUGAGUAGUCCUGACGAUAUACCAGUGGGGAAGAAAAUGUUUCAUCCGGCUCCAAUAUCACAGACUCACAAAGACACGUUGGUGAAAACACAUCUCGUAACAGGAGAUCACAAUAAGAGUGCGAAGCAUACUUCAAAGUUACAUACACACACGGCUAGUCUCCAUUCUUUGUCAAACUCAGAGUCCAAUGCAGAGAGUGCGCGGUUUUCGGACGGGGAACUGACAACGUCCACUCCAACCUCGCUGGAGGAGACUGCGCUCCGCAACAAGUGUCACUCGAGGUCAGGCUCGAUAAAUUCAAGGUGCAGCAUUAACAAUAACAUAAACAACAAAAACUUGCAUGGAAGUUCCGCAGAUGUGGUCACUAUCAAAAGACGAGACACUUUACAAGAGCAUAAUUUAUCAAAUAAACAGGAGUUAAACGAAGAUAUAACCGCGCAUAGUAAUACACUCCCGCAUACCACGGGGAUGACCAGCGACCAGGGGAGCGUGCUAACCGUGAACAGUCUCAUCGAAAACGACUCGUAUAUUCAGGAUAUCGAAGAUGAUAGGAUACUGUUGAAUAAGAAAGUAUCCAGGAGACCCGUCGGUUUGAAGAGGAAAGAUACAAGAGACUCAACUGGGAGAACAAACAUACCGUUCCAGUCAACAAAGCAUUCGCAGAUUUUGCCCGUGGAUGAAACGGACGCAAACUACGAGAAAUAUCAGCAAGAGCAACAGGAACUCGCGUCUGUAGAACAGCAGAGAAGGUAUAACAACAAAACGGGGCAUCAUCACCGGAUUUCGUCCGUAUCGCUACCUAUGAAGAAACAGUUGCAUGGACAACAGGCAGAAUCGAAGUCGGCACCCCUGGUGGAUGCAACCGUCAGUAAGAAGAACAAGAAAUCCCCUGGUCUUAAGAAAUCGGAUACGGCCACGCGCGAAAUACAGAAGAUGAGGAAAAGUCUAUUGCAUAAGAGAGAGAUGAGAAGGAAUAGGAAGGCAUUCUUGAUGGACGAUGACCGCGUGCUGAUAGGGAACAAAGUCAGUGAGGGCCACGUCAACUUCAUCAUCGCGUACAACAUGCUCACAGGGAUCAGAGUAGCCGUGUCCCGGUGUUCCGGAAUAAUGAAACCACUGACUCCCGCAGAUUUCAAAUGUAGCAAGAAACUUGCGUUUGACUACCACGGGAAUGAACUGACCCCUUCGUCACAGUACGCAUUCAAGUUCAAGGAUUACUGCCCAGAAGUGUUCAGAGAGUUGAGAGCGCUGUUCGGACUCGACCCAGCGGAUUAUCUUGUGUCUUUAACCUCGAAGUACAUACUCAGUGAACUGAACUCACCGGGGAAAAGCGGGUCGUUCUUUUAUUACUCAAGGGACUAUCGGUACAUCAUCAAAACAAUCCAUCACUCCGAGCACAUUCAUCUGCGGAGGCACGUCCAAGAGUACUACAACCACGUCAGAGAAAAUCCGAAUACAUUGAUAUGUCAAUUUUACGGGCUGCAUCGUGUCAAGAUGCCCAUUUCCUUCCAAAACAAGAUCAAGCACCGCAGAAUCUACUUCCUCGUGAUGAACAACUUGUUCCCUCCCAAACUGGAGCUGCAUAAAACGUUUGACCUUAAGGGUUCCACUUGGGGUCGACUCACCACAGUCGAUAAGGACAGGGCAGCAAAUGACCCAACCUACAGACCAGUCCUCAAGGAUCUGAACUGGCUACAAAUGAAACAGCGGAUCCAGUUUGGCCCAGAACGGAGGGAAAAGUUCUUGGUACAGCUCCGCAAGGACGUCGCACUGCUGAUAAAAUUGAACAUAAUGGACUACUCUCUACUACUGGGUAUACACGACAUACGGCAGGCCAAACAAGAGGAUGAGGACACGGCGGAUUUGCUAGAGCUUGAAGAUGAGGCCCCAUAUGAUCGGCCAGAAGAAGCACAAGCUACAAGCGCGGACCCAGCGAGAGACUCGAUAGCCGGGAAGCAAAACCACACAACAGCGCAUUCCAAUAUCAUACCGCACUAUUUCAAAAGUGACGAGGGUGGCAUACGUUCGUCGUUGGAGGACAAUUCGGACGGCGACUUCAUAUACUACGUGGGCAUCAUUGACUGUCUGACAAACUACUCUCUCCUGAAAAAACUGGAAAGUUUCUGGCGAAGUCUGAGCCAUGACCCAAAAGUGGUAAGUGCUGUGCCACCCAAAGACUACGGUAACAGGUUCUAUCAUUUCAUGCUGGAUUCCGUGGACGCAAAACCAAUGAAACCUUAUAAAGAUGAUCCAGCGGCACAGCCUUAUCAAGAUUGA